Molecule: messenger RNA, 9016 nt
Organism: Mya arenaria
Lineage: Eukaryota; Metazoa; Mollusca; Bivalvia; Myida; Myidae
Product: CTD small phosphatase-like protein
Exons: 7
Coding region: 114-914 (266 amino acids)
Molecular function (GO): RNA polymerase II CTD heptapeptide repeat phosphatase activity
Source: RefSeq, a predicted model, not a curated record
UAGUAAUACAUGCGGUAGUGGUUAUUAGGCUCCAUUUUGUGUAUAUUACUUUCCAUAUAUCGGACAAAUGGCGAAACAAAAACCACGGAUUUAAUCACAUUUUUGGAAUAUAGAUGGACGCACCGUCCAUAAUAACUCAAGUGUCACGAGAUGACGAGCAAUUACACACAUUUCCUUCGACGGAAAAAGGGUCGACGACGGUGAACAACAAGAAGCGGAACCGUGGUAUCCUCAGCUCGUUCUUUUGUUGCUUCGGUAACAAGAACAAUAACUCAAACUCAAGUGCCUACACGCCGUCAGUGCGAGAAGAGAAUGGGAACCCAGGAGAGGUUAUUCGAAACCCAAAUGAAAAAUACCUGUUGCCACCCAUACGACCGCAGGAUUCCAGCAAAAAAUGUGUUGUGAUAGAUUUAGAUGAAACCCUUGUACAUAGCUCAUUUAAGCCAAUCAGCAAUGCAGAUUUCAUAGUACCUGUAGAGAUAGAUGGUACGGUACACCAAGUGUAUGUUCUAAAGCGGCCGUUUGUGGAUGAGUUCUUAAAGAAAAUGGGUGAACUGUUUGAAUGUGUACUGUUUACAGCUAGUCUUGCGAAGUAUGCAGAUCCGGUUGCCGAUCUGUUGGACAAGUGGGGGGUAUUUCGGGCCAGACUCUUCAGGGAAUCCUGUGUCUUUCAUCGGGGAAACUACGUUAAAGACUUGAGUCGUCUGGGAAGAGAGCUGAGUCAAGUGAUCAUUAUUGACAACUCUCCCGCUUCCUAUAUCUUCCAUCCAGAUAAUGCUGUACCGUGUCAGUCCUGGUUCGAUGACAUGCAGGAUACGGAGUUACUGGACUUGAUACCGUUUUUUGAAGGACUCGCAAAAGUUGAUGACGUUUACUCCGUGUUACGAAACACGAAUAGUACUGACUCUUCCUAGUAGAGGCUAUGUGGUGUACUACGGGUAUAUGGUGUUAGGCUUGGACCGUCUAGGGCAUGAAAAAAUGUGUGUUUACCGUUUUUUACCAGUCUUGUAUGUGUACUGGGUUUUUACCAGUUUUGUGUUGGUUUUACCAGUAAUUGAGACUGGUUUUUACCAGUGUGAAGUUUUUACUGGUAAAUGAUAAGCAUGUUUUUACCAGCCCCUAUGAAUUCCCAAACAGAAGCCUGGAAUAGUUAUUGAAGGUUUUAAAGAUAAAGAACAUAAAAAAAUGGUUCUGCUUAAGCUUGUGAAUUAUCCUAGUAUCCUAUAAAUAAGCCUUAAGCACAUGUAAGUAUAUUUAGCUCAAUUUUAUUGAAAGAGUUAAAUCAUAAGGAAAAAAAACAAGAAGAUAAAAACAGAAAAUUGUAAUUCAACCUGAAGUAUUAAUCGUCUUUGGAGAGGCAUCUACGUGAUUGAAAGUUUCCUUCUCAUCGACAAUGCAGAAGUUUUCAAGCCUGAUUCAGAAUGGAAUCCUUCACAACAACCCGUGGAAAUAUGACUGCAAUGAAACUGCCUGUUCCUAGAUGGAAAACCUGCUCGCAGUGAUCUUAGUGACACUAAAGACAAGAAAUUUAAAGUGCAUUAAUUUGUUAUUGUACAGGUGAAAUGUUGUUACUUAACUGCAUAGAUAUUCUAAAAACCUGUCUUCAGAUUUUUAGAACUAUUUUGGAAUUGUGAAUGCUGGUCUCUGGAUCAUGAGUUUGGGAGAGUAAAGCUGAUUCAGAAAACAUCGAAAGCUCACAUAUGCUGGCAUUUAGUAUGUUAGUUUAAGUUUAUUUAAUGUCUGUCUUUAAGUGGGAAUUUGUAAUUUAUGUAGGUCAAAGUAUUGCUCAGGAAUUGAGUUUUAUUAAAUUUUGGAAAUGUAAUCAUAAAUUUCAGUCAUUUGGAAUUUACAAAGGAAAGCGCUACUGGUAGGGAAACUUAUGAAAAUCAUGUUUUUUUAAGAAAUAAAUAUAUUAAUGAAUAAACAUGAACUUAUAUGAAUAAACAUACAAGGAACAUCAUGCUUUAACCACACUGUACACCAAAACUAAAUAUCAACAUUAUUCAGUAUUUUUGAUAUCGGAAGAGUUCAUCUCUGUUAUAUAGGACAUACAUAAAACUAUCAAUCAUUGAAGUUCUUUCAUAGAAGAAAUGUAAAAAUUUGUCACAAAUGUUUUCGAUCAUUUGUUUUGCGCAUAUACAGAAACUUAUUUAAAAGAGUCUUUUGGCCUUAGAAAUAAAACGUGUCUUAAUCAUUGAUAUCAACAUUCAACUUUAAGAAACCGCUCAAUUAGAGUCAGGCUUUUCAAGUAUCCUUUUUAAUAUGGCCUAGGAUUAUUAAAUAUACCAGCGUUUUCUUAUAAAGUAAAAAGUGAAAUAUAAUAAAAUUAAUCAAUAGAUAGCACAAUGUAUGUAUUACUGGGCAUUGUUGUCAAGGGACUAAUGAUAAAGAUAAAGGUUAAAUUGUUGGGGUUGGGUGAAAUUGUCCUAUAUAUACACCCCUGCUUUCAGAUAAGACCUAGUUGGUAUGCAGAAACACUACAACCAUGUAAUAUGUAUCCAGCAUUAUAAUAUGCAAAUCAGAGCAUCAGUCAUGUCAUGUGACACUGUCAUGUGACUGUUUGGUCAUGUGACCAAACUUCUUCUGCUCAAUAUUUACUCUGUUAUGUUAGAAAUCAUCAUAUUUAGAGAAGAUGGCAUACGCUGUAUUUAUCUCCCCUUUUUUCAGAUUUUUAAAUGAUGGAACAGUUCCAAAUACAUUUUGUUAAUAUGUUUCAUCCUUUUAAUAAUGUGUGUAUUGUUCAUAGUAAUACAUGUAGUGCUUAUAUUUUACUAGCAAAGACAGAACUUUAUAUUGAAUGUACAUAACCGAAUGUAUUUUAUGUUGCUUUAUAACGCAACUUCCUAAGUCGAAUGCUGCUGUUUCAUACAUGGAAUAGUAUACAAAAAAAUGGAAAGGACCUCGGACACUAUCUGUCCAUCUGAACUGGCUUAUCAUGAUUAUGAAAGAUGAACUUGCACAAUAUUAUGCUCUGUAACCCUUAAGCUAAUAGCUUAGUUACAUAUGAAAAAGAAACAAAGUUUUCCUAGAGCGAUUCAAAACUUAAGUCUUGUAAAAUAUUCAGAAUAACUUAAAUAUGUUUAUGGUAAUUCUAACAGAUAUGUUUCACAAUAGGUAUAUAUAUAAGAUUUAUUUGAAUAUGGUGGAAUGACAACAACGCUAAAAUUGCACACAUGUAUGGAUGGAACAUGAAUACAGAUGUUUUUAAAUAAAUUUUAGCAUACUUGAGCUUAAUUAUUGAAUAAUUGGUCAACGGAAAAGCCAGGAUUCACAUAGAUAAUGUCCAAGUUCCUUAAUAUUGUUUUUGUAUGGUACUGCACUUACAUUCAGAUAAAGUUUUGCAGCCAUAAUUUCGGGGGUUAAUCGCAGAAAGUAGCAAUGGACAUUAAAAUAUAGAAAGAUUUGAUACCUUCUGUUAUUAACUCUACAAAUUAACUGGCUUUUGAAAGAAACUUACAUCUGAAAAGUCUCAAUUGAAGACAUACUAAUUCAUUUCAAAUACUUGUUGUGGUUUCCAUUAAAACAUGUAUUAAAAGAUCUCAUUUUAUAAAGAAAAACAAACAAGAGGAAUUUUCUAUUGAAUUGUUAAGGUAACUUUUUACUCUAGGCCUGACACUACCAACACAAUAUAAGAUGACAGUAAUCAGUUGCUCAUUAGAAAGGAAAUCCACUAAAUCUAUAUUUCUCUAUAUACAUUGUAUAAAAAGUAUAUAAUUGACGCUCGCUUUCUUUACUCACUUUUUGGUACACCAGUUUGUAUUCUUUACUGCACACAGGUUUUGAUUUAUACAGUAUUCUGGAGAUGUAACUCCUCCUAUAUGACUUAGCUUGGUUGGAGUGUUAUCUAUGUAUGUAUAUAUUGGAAGUACUGCCUUGUUAUUGACCACGUUGAAAUUAAAUCAUUCACUUAGGAAGAAAAAAAUAUCAAAGUGUUGACAUAGCGGCUUAGCCUUUGUCGCUUGCAGCAUCCUAUUGCAAACUUUAUGUUUUGCCAUCUCAAAAAUCGUUCAUGGUAUUCAGAUUUAACUUGGUUCACAUGUUGCCAGAGAUAAUAGGCACAUGUAUAGCAUGGGCCUUAACUCUUGAAAAUUUAAGAGUUAUGCCCCUUUUUCGACUAAAAUACAACAACAAGAAAAUGAUGAGUGUUUGCUCCAAAGCACUAAUGUUAUACAUGUGUACAGUGGAACUAGACAUUCAACACAGUUUAUGGAUUGUAAUAAUUAUUGCAAAGUUAACUUGCAGUUACUUAAAACAGUAGACUAUUAUUCACACAUGAAUUGUGUUUCACAGCUGUAACAUUAUGAGACAAUUUCCAUUAAAAUAUGAGAAACCCUUGAUUUAUAAGUAGCGCAAACAGUGUCUGCUACAAGCUAGUUCAAAGAAGGGAUUUCGGAAUUAAAAGAUCUCUGGUAUAUGGAUUGUACUUAACUUAAAACACAGUGGCUUCCAAAAUGCUUUUAUCUUAGUUUUGCCUGAAAUGAUGUGUGAUGUAGUGCCCUAUUUAGCUUGCUUACAGAGGAAAUCUUGACGUUAAGUCUGCUUCUAUAUAUGGAAUCUUGAGGUAAAGCCUGAUUCUAUAAGGCAACUUGAGGUUAAGGGUGCUUCUUGAGGGAAACUUGGGGUUAAGCCUGUUAAUAAAGGAACACUAAGGGUUUAGCUUGCUAAGAAAGGAAAACUUGAGGUUAAGCCUUCUAAUAGAGGAAAAAUUAAUGUUAAGCCUUCAAAUAGAGGGAAACUUCAGGUUAUGCCUGCUUAUAGAGGGGGGACCUUGAGGUCAAGCUUUUUUUAAAAAAAACUUGAGGUUAAGCCUGCUUAUAGAGGGAAAGCUUAAGUAAAGCCUGCUAAUAGAGGAGGUCCCUUAAAGUUAAGCUUCUUAAAAUAACUUAAGGUUAAGUCUUCUUACAGAGGGAAAGCUUAAGUUAAGCCUGCUAAUAGAGGGGGAACCUAAAGGCUAAGCUUCUUAAAAAAACCUUAGGUUAAGCCUGCUCACAGAGGGAAAGCUUAAGUUAAGCCUGCUAAUAGAGGGAAACUGCAAGUGUGUGCUUUUUGUUGACAAACUAUGUUUUAAGCUUCAUUAAGUGUUGCAUAUGUGUAUUUUAAGUUACAAUUUCAUACUAUUUUUUAACUGACUUGAACAGAAAUAUGGAGAAAAAAAAAUAACUGAAAAACAGUUGUCAACUCUCUUUGACCCCCCCAGUGAAAAUAUCAAGAUUUAAUUGUAAUUUAAUACUUGUGAAAUUGUCUCUGAAAUGUCAUCUGUAGUUAUGAAGAAAAUAGAAUAAACUAUAUAGCUAUUAUUAUAUACUUGUACAUGUUAAACUCUGGUGAAAGAACUAUAUCAUAUUUUGUCGAAUUGAGUGUUUAUACACGCAUGUUUAAGUUUUGAAACAAUUUAUUUUGUUCAUUUUUUUACUCUUCUUUUAUAGUUUUUACUUAAAAAGCAUGCAUUUGCUUUAAUUUGUUUGAGUUUUUGGAUAAAGGUAUUGAUAGACAUUGUUGUGACAUUACCGUUUAUGCUUAUAAUUAUAUGAAUAUUUAUUUGGUUAACUUUGAUGAAAUUGACUUUGAAAAAUCCAGUGUAACUGACAUAUUUAUCUAAAUUAAAUAUUCCUGCAAUGCAAACAAAUAAUUGAUGAUAAUUUGCCAAAAAAAUCAUGGAAAUGAAAUUUUGAUUUUGCGUACAUUAUAAAUCAUGGUAAUCUGUUUGUAGAAAAAUAAUAUAUAUUAUUUUGGUUAAAACAACAAUACUAUGAGUGGGUUUACUUGUAUAAUAUCUGUUAUUUUUUAUGUUUUGUUAUCAAAUGCUGCUGAUGGUGUUGUGUUUAAUGCUGUGAAUUAAUGUUUUGGCAACAAAUGAACUUUUGACAAUUAUUUUUUUACCAUUUUUUUUUCCAAAUGUGAUUUAUAAAUAUUUCACAAUAAUCAUAAUAAUUACUAUAAUUAUUUUUUUUUCUUUGAAAUUAAAUGAUUAAACGCCUUUCAAAAAGGUUCACAUGUCAUGUAUUAAACACAAACAUUUAGGAUGCAUUCACUUUUUGAUCUUUUGUUGAUUUUAAAAGCAUUUGUUAUAAAAUCUGUAUUAUAGUGUAUAUAAUUGUUUGUUAUGAAAUUGUAGAUAGUUAAAUCAUAUUUCUAGUACAUAAUCGGAGUAGAACAUAUUUUUGUUACGUAUGAAAUGAUAGAACUAUCUCAUGAUCACAUUUAUCCAUGUCAAUUUUUCAUAACUUUCUCUUGUGAGGUCACAAUUAAAACAAUACUUAAUUUGGUCUUACCCGACUCACCUUUUUAGAAGUUGGUAUGAUGAUAGGUUUUUUUACAUCCUUACCCUUUUCCAUGUUGAACAAAAUUGAAUGUGUCCACCAGAAAACCUUAAACACUUGGGUUGCUGGACCAGGUGAUAGUCAUUUUCGACAACAUUCAUAUUACAUCUAUUACAUAUUUCUAUAUCUUCCUUCUUUAAUAUUAAGGUUAUGUGCCGAACAUCUCAAUUUAGUACAAAAAGAAGAAACGUUCGCCAGAGAGACUAAAGUCUUUAGGGUUGCUUGUAUUUGCGUGAGAUGGUCGGGUGAGGUCAAACAAACAAUUGAUUAUUUGUGGCCUGAAUGAGACAUUUUGUAUAUUCAAUAAGGUGGGAGAAAAAAUAGUGACCCAUUAGAGCAUGUUUGAUUGAAAGACAAAACUUUUACUUCGUAAUUGUUAACUUAAAUUUUGAACGUGAAACAUAUUUUGAUGGGUAUAAUUUAUUCAAACAAGUACAGCUGAAACUCUUUCCUAAAAUCUUUAAAGUUUACAAUGAUAACCUAAACAACUUUGUUAAAUUAAACAAAUUUCUAAGCAAUCGGCCCAUUAUGUCAAUUUGAUAUAGUUCAUGGAUGCUUUGUCAAUGAAUUGUCAUGUUGAAUUUUUGUCCAGCAGUGUUAAGUCAUAAAUGGUUUUGGUUGUGUUUACAUAAUACUAUCCCUUUGUACUUUGGUUUUAUCUGUGUAACACGUGAAUGUUGGGAUUACUUUUUAAAUGGGAUUGUCAAGUAUAUAAGGUGAACAUCAACAAUUAUAUUUUUAUGUGUAAUGUAAACAUACUGCUUUAAACUAUGGUAAAUAGUUACUUUGCAGUUCAAACAAGAGUUUUGAUGCUUUAAAAAUAUUCGAAAAUAUGUCAGAGAAUAAUAAAAAAUAAUGUUAGUCACUCUAUUAAAAUUUGGAUCAGUAACAUUAUUAGACAUUGGAUUAAUGCAAACUGGAAUUUAUGAAUUGACUAUCUAUUUGUAUUUUUUGACAUUGUACUUAAUAAAAUGACAAUAUUUGAAUACAUUUUAAAAGCAAAUGUGGAAAACUUGGAAGUCUUCGAGAGAAUUUCUGAAAGGUUUUGUGCAAGAAACUGCUUAGCAAGUGUUGUUUAUUUAUUGGCUGAGAUGAAAAACAUUUUUUUUACCCUAAUCAUGCAUCAUCAUUUGUGUUGAACAUUUCUGGUGUUAAGAAAGAUUUGUGUUUGUGUAAAUGUAUGAGCACAGUUAUAUAUCAUCACUUCUGUAUUUAGUAUGUAAUAUCAUUAAUUCAUCUAAAUCUUUGCCAUAAAAUCCUUACAAAAUCAGCAAAUAUACCAAACAAAAGUAACCUGCUGCUGUAAUAUCCGUGCAUCUCUAAGCAUAUAAAACUUGUUAUUGGUACCAAUCAAUCAUUUUGGAUUUCAUUUUCUUGUUUUGCACAGUAAUGUAUUUCUGGAUGAUAUCGGCAUUACAAAAAAGUUUGUUUCUGGUUGCCCGGCCAACUUAAUUUCUUUUAACUGAUCCAAAAUUUAAUUACUUCUACAGGACAAAUUGUUACUGGCCAUAAUUUGUUUCUCCUUAUGGGUAUUUUUUUAGGUAUUUCUCAUUUGUACAGGCAAGACAUGUCAACAUACUGUUUUUAUAGAGCACUCCAAGUUAACAAUUGACCCAGUUUAAAUGGAGAUUUUAAAAGUGUUUCAAAAUAUUAUACACAGACACAGCCGUACCUAAAUUGAGAAUGUCUCGACCUACUGACCUAAUUUUUUUUUUUGGGGGGGGGGAUCAGAAACAAUAUAAUUAGCUGAUAAGCCCUGCCCUCAAUUUGUCAAAGUUUACGUGCUUAAGUAGCUUUUUACAAUUAGCCAAAAUACAUACUGAAAUUAGAUUUUGGUAAACGAAAAAAUGGUUGAUAGUGAUCAUAAAAAUGUUUUCAAAUUAAAGUCUAACUAAGUAAACAUAACACAAAUUUAGAAAAAUGAAAAUAGUGAGCUUAGCUUAAUUUUGUUAUAAGUGACUAAGUAGUUUUGAGAAAUUGAUUCCUUUGUGAUUAAUAUUAUUAAUUAUUGAGUGUGGAUAUUAUCCGAUAUGAUCUUCAUUUCAAUUCAUUUCAAAUAUACAUACUGGCAUGCAUUUUCCCAUCCCGGAAAUCAUUAUGGUUGAGCUUUUUUACAUGCAAGUUUCCCGGAAAUAGAAUCGAGUUAUGGAUUAAAUCUUUAAUGUUUUAUCAAGGAAUAAUAAUUGAUCUGAAGACCAGCCUUUGAGAAGGGGGUUUACUUCAGGAAAAGUCUGAUAACUGAACAGAAGGAUGUUUUGAAAAUUUUAAACAACAAGAAUGAUACUUUUUAUAUAUUUUAUAUGAUGUGUAGAACUCAUUUGAUAGUUUAGGAAAAUGUAUUUUGACAAUCUUUUAUGAUUUAUAUACAGUCAUGUUUAAGAAGUUGGCAAGAAUGAUUUUAUUGAAUUUUUAUUAUGAAAUGGAGACUAGACAUGUACUUGCUUUAAUCAUCUUUAUCAUAUGUCAUCAUCAUUAUUAAGUCACCUUUACUUCCAUUUUCAUCCCCAUCAUCACCACCACCACCAUCAUCAUUAUCAUCACUGUGUAUAUAACCUAUAGUGUUUUUAUAAAUGUAUCUAAUAUACUAGAUGGUAACAUUUUAUCACAUAUUAAGCCCAUAUAUUGAGGGAAUAAUAUGAAGUAUUUUGUAUUUCCUCUGAUUUUAACAUGAAAAUAAAUGAUAAUCAUGCUGAUAA